CUCAUCCACUUUGCCUCUCUUACUCGCAAGCCGUCUUCAUCCUUCUUCCCAAUCUCAUCUUUCCUCCUCCACCUCUCGCCCCAGAUCCAUCCCCAUUCUAGGUUUGCCGUCAUUUCCUUCUCAAGCUCUCCUACAACCUUCGCUCCAUCUCACGGAGCUUUCCCAGUUCCACUCGCGCGCGCUGGCCCCAAAGUUCCUUGAGCCCUCUCGAUCGGAAUUGAAGAUGAAAACAAAGAUUACUAUUGAAAGAAUGGCCAUUGUUUUCUCAGUUGAUAUUUCAACACUGUUUCUUGCACAUCAAGGUAAUCCUAUGGAAGAGAGUUACAAGGAGUAUACUGAGAGAGGGCCUACUAUUGAGCAACUUGCUUACUGUUCCAACAGUUACAGAGAGGCAACUCUAUCUAAAGAUCCAAAAUUUGACCACUUUGAAAUUGCUGAAAAGCACAAGGUUAUUAAUGAGUGUUCUAAGGCAGAAGCAUGGCUGAGAGAGAAAAAGCAGCAGCAGGAUGCGUUGCCUAAAUUUGUUGCUCCUGUACUUCUUUCAGCUAAUAUAAAGAGAAAAGCAGAAGCAUUGGAUAGUUACAGCCACUGGUUCUUCUGUGGGUUUGAUCUCCUUCACAACUUCAAUCUUUAAUUCAUCUACUUCUGCAACAACAACAACAACAAGCUCUUCGGUAAGUUUGGUCCCCUCCACAACCUCUGCUUCUACUUCAAAUACAUUGUCUUCAACUAGAAUUGAUUGUGGUCCAUCUUCAUGUGUAGUUUUCACUUCAGCAAGUAAGAUGGUUUCAUCCUGUCUUAGCAUUAAUUUGACUCAUAAGUAAUGCAAGUAUAUAUACAUGCUAGUCAUCAAUAGUCAUGCAUGACAGAAAACAAGCAUUUCAAUGUAUGGGAUUGGAGUCGUAAUUAAUAAUAGUACAAUUUUCAAAUCA
Dioscorea cayenensis subsp. rotundata (Guinea yam) is the source of this 932-nucleotide messenger RNA. RefSeq names its product heat shock 70 kDa protein 15-like. Gene Ontology annotation, biological process: protein folding. Gene Ontology annotation, cellular component: cytosol; nucleus. Lineage: Eukaryota; Viridiplantae; Streptophyta; Magnoliopsida; Dioscoreales; Dioscoreaceae. The transcript has 4 exons. Bases 224 to 634 code for a protein of 136 amino acids. The record is from RefSeq and is a predicted model, not a curated record.